AUGUAUAUUAAAUGGUCUAUACAAAAAACACAUAUUCCAAUGAAAAAGAAUAAAUCAAUGCUAGAAGAUAUUCAGUCACAUUUUUAUAUAAUCAUACGCAGAUUUCGUAUACAAACAUGUUAUAUCCUACUGAUAUGUUGUUGUUGUAUUUUACUAUGGAUAUAUGAAAGACAAUUAUUUUUAUCGUAUACAUGCCAAAUGAACUUGUUUCAACUAUCUUCAGUAUGUUCAACAUUAAAAAUUAAUGAACACAAGCUGGAUUAUUCAACUUAUGUUGUAGAUUCACAAGAAACACGAUUUCAUAGAAAUAUUAUCACAAUAGACGUCUCGCUUGUUAUUGGAGGUGCACAAGCUGCUCGUGGACUUGUUACAUUAAUUAAAAGUAUAUUGCUUCAAAGAAGCUGGGAAAAAUCGGUUGAUUUUCCUGAAUUUGCUAGAACAACAACUAUAAAGUCAACAUUAACAUACAAUGAAAUGCAACAUUCUGUUAGCGAAAGCAAUAAUGAAUCAUUCAUCGACAAUUUUAGUAAAAGUAGUGGUUGUUAUAUCAGACACAUUAAUUUACAUUUAAUAUGUGACUAUCAUGCCUCUAAAAGUCUUUCAACUCUAUUCGUUACAUGGAAUAUUCCGAAUUUCGAUGUCUUUUUUUAUCGACUCGAGCUAUAUUUGCAUAAAGUAUCUUGGAUACCCAGUACUCAUUAUUCUGGACUAUUCGGUUUGUCAAAACUAUUGAUACCAGAGAUUUUACCGGAGUCAGUGGAAAAGGUUAUUAACCUUGACGUUGAUCUUCUGGCGAAUUCAGACCUGUUAGAACUUUGGGCCCAUUUCAAAAGAUUUAACUCCAGUCAGAUGAUUGGAUUAGUUGCAAAUCAAAGUCCAUGGUAUUUAAGAAAAACCAAUCGAAUAGUAUGGCCUGCGUGGGGUCCUGGCUUUAACACCGGUGUCAUGUUACUAGACCUUGUUCGGUUACGUGAGUCUCAUUGGUCAGAACACUGGUAUCGAACAACAAAAUCUGCAUUACUCCAUAUACCUUAUGCGAUGUUAGCCGAUCAGGAUAUCAUUAAUACAGCUUUAGUGGAAAUUCCUUCAAUUAUUUAUCAAUUACCAUGUGAAUGGAAUGUUCAACUCACAUCCAGUAUGAAUACAAAAUUAUGUCCAAUAAUUUGGUCAGAUGACAAUUCAAUUCAUAAAAACAACAACAACAACAAUGUACAUAAGUUUAAAUCAGACAAAUUUGAAUUAUUCAAUUAUUUUUUAAAAAUUGCCCAUUUUAAUCAUCCAAUAAAAGCAGAUAUGAUUACAUUAAAUGAAAUUACCGAUGACGACCAAUUACGUCUAAGAUUAAAACGACAAUUUAUGAGAAUGUAUCGUUAUUAUCAAAAUUAUGAUGGAAUGAUAGUUCAAUCAUCCACAAAACUGAAAUCAUGUUCAGAAUACGAUAUUCCUGUAACGUAUACCCACAAGUUUAACCAAACAACCUCAAAAACUACCAUCACGAUGGAUGGUUGUGAAGAAUUUGCAGAAGAUUUGCUCAAAACACAUAGAAUACAUCCAUAUUUUUUAGAGUGUAACUUUUCCACUUUUUCAAUGAAGGAUGAAGCGAAUAUUACAAGCUUGAAAAAUCAUGUUAGCCUCGUUUCACAAUUAACCUUUGAUAGAUUACAUCGACUAGAAGAGCUUGCAGCAAGAUGGCUUGGACCAAUGAGUUUAGCAUUGUAUUUGACGGACAGAGAGACAACAUUGUUGAUAGAAUAUAUUACAAAUUCUCCAAUUCUACAAAAUCGUACAAAUAUUGGUUAUCAUAUUGUAUAUGUAGAUGGAAAAUUUUAUCCGAUCAAUAUAUUACGUAAUAUUGCCAUAAAAUAUUCAGUGACCGAAUUUAUUUUUCACAUUGAUAUUGAUUUCUUACCACAAGAAAAUAUCAUUGAUUCUAUUGAAAAAUCUAUCAAUGAACAUUUGUUACGUGACAAUAAAUUACGAAAUAUUUGUUUAGUAGUACCAGCAUUUGAAACUUUUAAAAAUCAUUUGAAACUACCAGAAACGAAAAAAGAUUUGAUAAAAUCUUGGGAAAUAGGAGAAAUUUUACCAUUUCGGCAUAAAAUCUGGUCAGCUGGUCAUAUGUCAACGAAUUAUUCACAUUGGAAACUUUCACAAAUUGAUUACGAAGUACAAUGGUCAGCAGAUUAUGAACCAUAUGUAAUUGUUUCGCGUUAUGCAACAAAAUUUGAUGAAAUUUUUAUUGGAUUUGGUUGGAAUAAAGCUUCAUAUAUUAUGGCGUUAGAUGCAUUAGGUUAUAAAUUCAUUGUUUUAACGAAUGCAUUUCUUAUACACUUACCGCAUCCACCUAGUUUUGAAGUGUUUCGUUAUCGAAUGAAUUCAGCUUACAGAUCAUGUAUUGACAAGCUGAAACUGGAUUUUAUUAAACGUCUAGCAAAGAAACACGGUGUACAAGCUUUAAAAUAUCUUCAGUUUCGUAAAGAUUCACUAAUCAAUUAAUUAGGAUGAACAGCAUACAUGUUUUUGGACUAACUAUACAGUUAAGCAAAGUAAAAAAAUUAUCAUUGCUGGUAUGGAGAUGCAUCAACAGCUAUCUUGGUUGACAGUCACAAAAAGAAAGUCAAGUCGGAAUAUCUGAUAUUUGCCAACAGUGAAGUUCAAAUAAAAUUCAAAAUAAAUUUCUACAGAUUGAAAAAAUUUUCCAUACACUAACAAUAUUCAGUUAGA
Messenger RNA from Schistosoma turkestanicum, 2724 nucleotides. Lineage: Eukaryota; Metazoa; Platyhelminthes; Trematoda; Strigeidida; Schistosomatidae. The record is from the annotation of a GenBank genome assembly.